GCCGUCGCCGCGGCGCAGCGGAGCACUCGCCGCCGUCGCCAUGGGGUCCCCCGCCGUCUUCACCGUGCCGACCAGUGCGCUGCAGCCGCCUUUCUUGAGCAACCCCUUCGGACCAGCUGGGCCCCUGUGGUGGACGGUGGUGCUGGCCCAGCUGCCCACCGAGACGACCACGACGGCCAAGCCCCCCGCCGGCCCCUCCGUGGUGGUGCUGCCGUACCCGCUGCCGCCGUACGGUGGUGGCUACCCGCCGGCCCCCGUGCCGCCCUACGGCUCCUGCAACAUCAACUGCCCGGCCGUCUGGGAGCCCCUGUGCUCCGUCAACGGCGCGGGGCUCAUGUACAACUUUGCCAACCUGUGCGCCCUCAACGCGCAGAACUGCGUGAGCGGGUCUGAUUUCCGUUUUCUGUACCCGGGCAUAUGCAGGCUGAAGCGGUGAUCGGAGGGUGAGCGGUGUGAAGCGGAACCAUGUCGAAACCACUGAACGCAUGUUUUAUUGUAAAAUAUGAAAAUUGUUCCCAAGCUG
Thrips palmi is the source of this 523-nucleotide messenger RNA. RefSeq lists its product as uncharacterized. Gene Ontology annotation, molecular function: protein binding. Bases 41 to 436 code for a protein of 131 amino acids. The transcript is spliced from 3 exons. NCBI's taxonomy places the organism in Eukaryota, Metazoa, Arthropoda, Insecta, Thysanoptera, Thripidae. The record is from RefSeq and is a predicted model, not a curated record.